AUGAUAGUUGGACAAUCUGGCCUCGGAAAAGCCACGUUCAUCAAUACGCUAUUUGAUUCGAUUGUUAUCCCGCCCCGCGAAGACGCUGAAAUAGACCUGGAUUUGGAGAGGAUCGAGCCCGUCCGAUUUGUUCCGUAUUUGUAUGAGUCAGACCAGAGCUCAAAAAAACUGAACAUUACGAUUAUCGAUACUCCCGGGUUUGGGGAGUCGCUUAGCAAUUCACAAGGAUGCGCUACCAUUCUUGAAUAUAUUGAGGAGCAAUACGACAAGUUCCUGGCAGAGGAAUCGCGAAUAAAUCGAAUUAGGAAGUACGAGGAUUCGCGAGUUCAUGUGCUCUUGUAUUUUAUCGCGCCCACUGGCCAUGGGCUAAAGGAUCUUGAUAUUCUUCUGAUGAAGUCGGUUGGGAAGAGAGUCAAUAUCAUCCCUGUGAUUGCAAAGUCAGAUGCGCUUACGCGUUCCGAAUUGCUUUCCUUCAAACAACAGGUCAUAUCAGAUAUAAAAAAAUAUCACAUUCCAAUUUAUGAGUUUGAGCCACAUGAUUUUGACGAGUCAGAUGUUAUUCAAUUCAAGGAAAACGCAAAGCAAUAUUUGCCAUUUGCCAUCGUUGGAGCGGAGCCCGAAUAUAUCGGCAUCUCAAAGUCAAAUGGCAUCCGAAGAGGUCGUCAAUUGCCUUGGGGAUUUGUUGAAAGUAUUUCAAACAUCGUCUCUAACAUGUAG
Molecule: messenger RNA, 717 nt
Organism: Mitosporidium daphniae
Lineage: Eukaryota; Fungi; Microsporidia
Exons: 7
Coding region: 1-717 (238 amino acids)
Biological process (GO): cytoskeleton-dependent cytokinesis
Cellular component (GO): microtubule cytoskeleton; cytosol; cell division site
Molecular function (GO): GTPase activity; molecular adaptor activity; GTP binding
Source: RefSeq, a predicted model, not a curated record